GGCGUUAGGAUUGAACACGUGACAGGAAAGCGUUAUUGCGUCAAAAGAACAUAAAAGCCAAUCAUGUUCCGAUAUGCAAAUACAGGGCAUUACAGGAGGGUAUAGGAAACCUGUUCACGGUAGCAACGUAGAAAACUGAAGUUGACAGAAUGACGGACUGCAUGUGUCGGGGAUGUUAUGCAGGCUCUGGGGCAUCACUGCAUUAUAUUCCAAAGGAUCCGGAGAUACGGCAGAAGUGGAUCGAUUUCAUUUACAAAAACCGCACGGUGCCUCAAUUAAAAAAUCUGGAUCGUAUAAGGAUCUGCAGCGCUCAUUUCACAGAGGAAUGUUUCACUAAUUAUCGGCAGAAAAUGAUGGGCUUCGGCAAAAGGCUCAUUCUUAAACCUAACGCUGUCCCCACCAUAGCCGUACAUCUAGAGUUCCCAGCACCGAGCAGGACUCGACAGGAGAAACCGGAAGAAACCAUACCAGAAGCACGCCUGUGCCCCUUGUGUCAAAGCCAUCAAAAGGACAACGAUGCUCUCUCUUUGCACCUGACUAAAAAACACAGCGUGCAUCCAGCGUGUCUCACUAACUUACUCAUCACUGCACCUUACACAAAUCGUUCCAGCAGCAGAGUCGGAGAAUCCACUGCACAAAAUAUCAGAGAUGGUACAUCCCAGCAGAACUCCUCAGAAAGCACCACAUCCCCUUUAAUGGCAGUUCAACAGGAUGGUUCUUCCCCGGAAAAUGAUGCGUGCGAUGAACCAGGGGUAGGGAACAGCAGAAGCAGCUAUGGUGACACAGAAGUCUCUGUCAAAGACGAGGAAAGCAACGCUGGCGCUGAUGGCCCCCCUUUCAAGUGUCACGCCUGUCUGGAAUACUUUACUGAUAAGUCAGCAUUGCACGUACAUUUCAAUUCAGCCACUCAUAUGCAAAAGAUGAGAACAGGAGCAGGGAACGACAGCAAUUCCUCAAGCCCUGUCCCUGCUUACCCUUAUGUCUCUACCAAACCGUACCAGUGUGAUGUGUGCCAGGUCUCUUACUUUUACUCCUUCGGUUUGGAGAGCCAUCUGAAGUCCGUGUUGCACCAGAGUCGUACCAAGAAGGCUGGAAAUACCGCAACCAAUUCCAAAACAAAUACCGAAACCAGAAUCGUCGUGGCAAACCUGGCAGGCGCCACAGUGGCUAACGCCACACCGUUAGCUAGUGCUAAGACCGGUCAUUGUGUGACGCAAGCGGAAAAGGUCCCGCUGCAGCCCGCUUCGUCGUUGAUUUCCGCUCCAGUGGUGUCGGCCCAAGCAAUGUCUACUGUUCUCCCUCUCUUAACAUUAGCUCCGAACUCUGUUCCACACGCCAUCGUCAACUCGGUCUUUCCUCCACUAGGGACUUCAACUACUCAGCUAAUACCCCAGCCUCAAGUGCUAAUGCCUUUUAUUGUGAAUGGGCUCCAAACUCAAAGUCCAACCCCAGACGGCCCUCAACAAAUUUUGCAGCAAGCUGUGCCAGUCCUUGGUCUCUGCUCAGCGCAGCAUGCUCAAGGACUCGGCUCAAGUGAUUCCCAAAGUCAGUCGGCAGCUACAGGAGUCUCCAGUGCAUCUCCGAUACGUUUAGAAACGAACACGACUGUUGAUGGAGAAGGAGUGAAGGUGAAAAUUGAAAUCAAAGAGGAGCCUUGUGACCAAGAGGUAUCACAGAUGACACCCUGUACAGCAGAUGUGAUCAGUCAGGUGGGUUUAAAACAGGAGGAUAACAGAGUGUGGGAUGGAAUGGAGGACAGCAUAGUGUGUCGUGACGAGCAGCAGAGCAAAGCCAAAGGGGUGAGUGUAGGGGAAAAUUCCAAAAGGCGACGUUCUGAUGCAAAUAAAGCCUCGGCAACUCAGGACCUUCAGAGUUCACAUGAUGGCAAAUCCAGUCCUGCAAAAUGCAACCCCUCACCUGCUGAUCUUGUCAAAAUUACCAAGACUCGUCCAAGCUUCUCCUCAGGACCUCCGGUACUAAGCGAGUUUCAAUCUCAGGUUCUGUGGGCCUUCUUCGAGUCACGAAAUGAGGCUGAUUCAGAAAUUCCUCCAAGAGAAGACUGUGAAGCCCUCGGCAGGGAAGUAGGACUAACCGAGGACGAGGUACGAGAAUGGCUAGUGGACACCCACCACACCAAAAACAGGCAUCAUACAGAUGUACAGUCUCGCUAUGAGAGUCAAGGAAGCACCGAGGAUGACGAAGACGCUCUGACGAUCGACGAAAGUGGAGGAAUGGUUCUCCGCUCCAAUACGGACUUCCUUUCAGACGAAGAGAACGCAGAUGACGAACCGACCGCGGUGAAUAAGAAGAGAAAGAGGGGCACGGAUAAGCAGGAUUCGCUGGAGGAAUCGGGAAGGGCAGAAGGUCGAUUGCGUCCUUCGUUUAGAACAAGCUGAUCCACCAGUCAACCCUCAAGGUUCUUCAGUCCCUCCUUGUCGGAGUCCGUGUUCCUGUCAGAGACCAAGCCAAAGCAGCGGCCUUUAUAAUCCACCAAUUACCGCCUCAGGGUCAAAAUUCGUUUCUAAUGUAGUUCUACAUCUUAAAACCUUGCCGUGGUCGUAUAAUUAAUUACGCACUUGGUCCUGUCCUGUUUUGGGAGCUAAUCGAUGAACACUCACUACAGAUUCUCACUUUUUAUUAACUUACAGCUAUUUUGGUUUCAUUAUGAUUAAUAUGUACAGUAUACAUGUUAAACCAUGUAUAAAUGUUUAAUAUUGAAAUGAUGCUUUAUAUGGUGUGAAGAUUAAACAAAUUUUGAUAUUUGUACUACACAA
This is a messenger RNA of Ictalurus punctatus (channel catfish), 2774 nucleotides long. Its product is annotated as zinc finger homeobox 2. Gene Ontology annotation, molecular function: DNA-binding transcription factor activity, RNA polymerase II-specific; RNA polymerase II cis-regulatory region sequence-specific DNA binding. The record is from RefSeq and is a predicted model, not a curated record. Gene Ontology annotation, cellular component: nucleus. The transcript has 4 exons. Gene Ontology annotation, biological process: brain development; regulation of neuron differentiation; regulation of transcription by RNA polymerase II. Lineage: Eukaryota; Metazoa; Chordata; Actinopteri; Siluriformes; Ictaluridae. The coding region runs from base 150 to 2396 and encodes 748 amino acids.